GAGCUGUUUCCCCCCUUUACAGUGCGACCGCGUCAAAAGGACUUAAUUUUCCAAGAGAACGACACAAUUUAAUAGUCUGCACAUGACUCGCCUUUAUCUUUGUCUGAUGUAUAGUGUAUUCUAGAACGCGUCACUCGUGUUUAUGGGGAAUUAUCACCUUUUCUGAAGUUGUUUUCUUCAAAAUGACGAAAUACAUGUGGUUACCUUAUGUCUCUGGAUCUUUUAAGAAAGAGAGCCGCAUGAAUUCAUCACACAUUCAUUCAAAUUUCUACGAUUUUCCAAAUCAUUCUUCGUUUUGGAAUUUUACUCUCGAUGAAGGAAUAUAUGAUAACGGGACCAAAUAUGAAACCGAAUCGCAGAACCCUACAGUAAAGGCUUUGCUUAUUGUUGCUUAUUCAGUUAUUAUCAUCAUUUCACUUUUUGGAAACAUUUUGGUAUGUCAUGUUUUAAAAAAUAAGAGGAUGCAUUCUGUAACAAGUUUGUUCAUUGUGAAUUUGGCAAUUGCCGACAUAAUGAUCACCCUAUUGAACACCCCUUUUACUCUGGUAAGGUUUGUCAACAGUACCUGGGUUUUUGGAAAAUUGAUGUGCCAUGUCAGUCGCUUCGCACAGUACUGUUCAGUUCAUGUGUCAGUGCUGACCCUCGCAGCCAUCGCAAUUGAUCGUCAUCAAGUCAUCAUACACCCCCUGAAACGUAGGAUGUCUAUGUUCAGUGGAUGUAUCAGUAUCGCCGUGAUCUGGGUGACAGCCUCAUGUUUCUCCUUACCACAUGCAAUCUAUCAGAAGCUCUUCCGCUUUGAAUUCGGUUACAAAAAGGUUAGAAUGGUGUGUCUGCACAGCUUUCCUCAACCCGCUGAUUUGUUCUGGAAGUACUUGGAUUUAGCCACGUUUGUACUUCUGUAUGUUCUGCCUCUGACAAUAAUAUCCGCGGCCUACAUCGUUGUGGCCAAGAAGCUGUGGAUGAAGAACACCAUAGGGGAUGUCACCAUGGAGCAGUACUUUGCCCAACGCCGCAAGAAGAAGAUGACCUUGAAGAUGCUGAUGCUGGUGGUGGUGGUUUUUGCAGUCUGCUGGUUUCCACUUAACUGCUAUGUGAUUCUGGUUUCCAGCAAGGCCAUUGUCACCAACAAUGCCCUGUACUUCACGUUCCACUGGUUUGCCAUGAGCAGCACUUGCUAUAACCCCUUCAUUUACUGCUGGCUGAAUGACAACUUCCGCUCUGAGCUCCGGUCCCUGCUCUGCAUGUGUAGAGGGCUGCAGCAUACCCAGGCCAUGCCUGGCGCCUCCCCGCCUUUCAGGAAUGCAUGGGUGGAGAGGGCAAGCGCCGAAAACCAAACACUGCAGCAUGGAACCAAGUCUGUCCUUAGCUCGGGGAAAACAGACAUCUUCAUUGUGGAGCCAAUCGUAGCUGUUUCCUAGAGAGGAAGCAGUCUGAGGGAACCUUAAUCAUUGUGUUCAAGGUCAGUGAGGAUUACAGCUGUUUCUUUGGGUUAACUGGAUUCACUAUAGUGUGGGUUCUCAACCUGUAUUGGGGAAAAUAUGGAUUCACACUACGUGAAACUACUGUUACAUUCUUCCUCUCUUCCAGUUGAUGGAAUGCAGAGCAAAACGAAGCAGAGGGUGGUUGAAUGUGUUUUAGAUGAUAUGUGCAAGUGUACACCCUCCUGAAUAGGUAUUGCAAUAAAUAAUCAGACAAGUUAGUCCCGUGAGUAAGUUGCCACAUGGUCAUUCUUUUAUUUGGUAUGACAUGUAUUCCAUUGUGGGCGGCACGGAUGGUGCAGUGGGUAGCACUGCCACCUCACAGCAAGGAGGUCCUGGGUUCAAAUCCCGGUUGGCCGGGGCCUCUCUGUGUGGAGUUUGCAUGUUCUCCCCGUGUUUGCGUGGGUUUCCUCUGGGUACUCCGGUUUCCUCCCACAGUCCAAAGACAUGAAGGUUAGGCUGAUUGGAGAGUCUAAAUUGCCCGUAGGUAUGAGUCUGUGAGUGAAUGGUGUGUGUGCCCUGCGAUGGACUGGCGAUCUGUCCAGGUUGUAUUCCUGCCUUUUGCCCAAUGUAUGCUGGGAUAGGCUCCAGCCCCCCUGCAACCCUGUUCAGGAUAAGCGGGUUAGGAUAAUGAAUGAAUGAAUGCAUUCCAUUGUAAUGUAUUGCGCCCAAUAAAUGUAAAAAAAGAGUGAAAAGUGUGACAAUACGCCCCGCUCUCUCCCCUACAUAAAAAGUUGUUAAAAAAAAGAUAUUUGUUUUUGUUCCCCAUUUUGUUGUAAAGGGUGAUAUUUACAUUUUGUUGUAUUUCACAAAGUUAUUUUAUUGCUUUAUCAGAUAUGAACAUGUGUAUUUCUCAUCUAAAAAAGUUAGCACUUCAUUUGCAUUCAUAUUGGAGUUAGAUUCUGUCUGAACAUAUUUUUGAACUAUUGAUAGAUACGUAAAAAUGGCUCAUGGAACUUCUGCUCCCUCCUUUGUCAGUACAACAUUCUGAUAUUUCUAAAAUAAAAACUACAUAAAAUAUAAAAUACACAGCUCGACUGAGUGCAAUCAGCAAUUGGUUUAUUAUAUUCUUCAUCAGAAUAUCAUUAAACAAUUCAUGGAUACAUUUUUACAUUUUCAUUAAAAAACCUUCAAAAUAUAUUUAUUUUCUGGUUUAGAUACAAACCUUUUACAAUAAGGCACCAGGAGCAAUGAUGUAGCUGGUGAUUAUUAUUUGAUUCAAUUAGGUAGGAAGAGAGUCACUGUGCAAUUGUUGCGAAACAUUCUUAAUUUCAAAAUGAUUACAACUUUCAUAAACUCAGCAAUUAUCUAUCAUCAGGUACGACAUAAUGCAAUCAAAAUGAGGUGAAGCACCACUGUGAGGACAUUUAAAAUAAUGAAAUAAACCAGGGUUGAAAAUCACAGGUUGAAAUAAAUGUUUGGCCACAUACAAUUUGAGGAAUGCUGUAUUUACAGCAUACACUACUAUUACAGCCAACAAAAACACCACCAGCCACAAGCCCAUUUACAGUAUGUGUUGCUGGAUGUACCUUUAAGAAUGUUUCUCUGGGCCCCCCAUCCUACUGGAACAUUUGAGGGCAGUUGUGAUUUAGAGGAGAAAAUGUCAUUGUUUCUGCCAAACGAUGAGGAACUGUUGGACUAUGAAGCAUUUGGCAAUGUCUUACAUAAGAACUAUGAUUGUAUGACUACAGAAUUAAAGGUAUUUUUCUUUUCAUAAACAAAUAUACAAUACACACUGAAAAGAUAAUUAAAUGGUUCUGUCUUUGAAUUUAGGGACUCCAUGACAGAUGUGUUGUUUAAUUAAAAAGUGAAAUAUUAUCUUUUUACAUGUAUACUGACUUAUUAAUUUGUGAUAAAAUGUACUAAAUGUGAUGUGUGCAUAGUGUCAUUGCUAUUUUGUUCAGUACACGUCAGUACAACUGAAAGAACUGCAAGUACUUCCAGUAAGUAGCACCAUGCACAGUGUUAGGUUAAGUGGGUUUGUGUCAGCAGAAUGACUGGACAGUGCUAAGUUUCCCUGUCAUUAGGUGGUGAAUCAUAUGUAUGUCACUUAAGGCUGUUAGAUGAAUUAAGUGCAAUUGUUUUCACAAUAUAUGUAGAUGUUUUAGUCUGCUUUUCAAAAAUAUUCACAUCAAUGCUUAAGGAUUUAUAGUAUAUAUUAUGUAAUGGCAGCUAGAUGAUUGAAAUUAUUUUAUCACAUUUUUUCACAUUUUCCAAUUUCAAAAUAAAGUUAAUUUGUUGAUUGUA
Molecule: messenger RNA, 3725 nt
Organism: Conger conger (European conger)
Lineage: Eukaryota; Metazoa; Chordata; Actinopteri; Anguilliformes; Congridae
Gene: gpr83
Product: G protein-coupled receptor 83
Exons: 4
Coding region: 183-1418 (411 amino acids)
Biological process (GO): neuropeptide signaling pathway
Cellular component (GO): membrane
Molecular function (GO): neuropeptide Y receptor activity
Source: RefSeq, a predicted model, not a curated record